UGUCACAUGACCACCAGCGUUUCCUGUUGCUAUUGUAUUACACUUCCAUGUUUUUCGCCCCAAACAGUACUUACACCGUAAUGUAAAACUACACCGGACGAAACAGUGACUGUCGUGUGAUUUGUUGCAAAUAGAAAGUUAGUUUACAGUCCUCUCGCGUCGCCACAGCUAGCGGAGCUGCUGACCCGGGCCAACAUGGCCAACUGUGUGGCUUUCCAGAGCAAGUUAACCUCGAUCAUGGAAAUGCUAGCUAAAGCUGCCGUGGUGGAAAUCAGCAAACUGUGGGAGGACGGCUUCGCCCUGGUUCAGGUCGAGCUCCGCCGGAGAGAGAGCGAGAUUGAAGCCCUGAACAGGAAGUUGGUGUUGAUGGAAACCGAGCGGUUAACGGUCAUGUCUCAGGCUCAGACUACAAAUCUGUCUUCAUCAUCUUCCUCCAAGAGAGAGCAGCAGAACAAGCUGCUGCCGCCCACCGGCGAUGGGCCGAUUAUAGAUUCAGUCCAAACGUUGUCACCUGAGCAGAACGUCAGAGAGAAAGCGGACACCUCAGCGAAUCACAGAACACCACCACCACCACCAUCACAGACAGAGGAGAAACAAUGCGAGCAGCUCAAGUCUGACAUCUGUGAAAGUGACUGCAGAGAUGAUGAUGAUGAGGACUUAAUAGUCAAGCUAGAGGACGAGGACGACGUUCAGAUCGUGGAGCAGAUAGUGGACUCCGAUGCCAGUGGUAACGACGGAGCAGGUCACUGUGAGAUGGAACUGAGCGUCCAACCUGACGAGGUUGUGGUAGAACAAGAGAGCCAGCAGUGGUCGUCAGUGUCAGUGGGAGACAGCGACACUGCUGAUGACUCGGACUGCUUUUUUGAACCGAAGCAGCUGUCACAAAAUCUGGACUCGGAGAUCCUGCUCAUUCAGAACGCUUUGGACCUUUUUGAUAAUUCACCAGAGACAGCAUACCCUGACAGGUUUAUGAGGGAUAAUGGACAAGGUGCAUCAAGUAAAUCAAGGACUCCUGUGAGUUCUAGCCACGCUCAGACAAGUCAGCCUAUAGAAGCAAUAAAUCACCCAGAGAGAGGAGUGUCCAUCAGAUUCCUGUCAGAGAAACAGCCUCAAAUGAAAAACACGUCAGCGUUUAACCCAGACAGCAGAUUCUUUCUUUUAAAUGACCCUGAGUUGCAUAAAACGAUAGCAAGUCGCCGUAUUAAAGAGAAAUGGUAUAUCUGCCCAUUCUGCGGCAAAAGCUUUGAUCGCGUCAGCCAUCUGGAGAUUCACCAGCGAAUUCACACAGGAGAGAAACCGUACACAUGUGACAUAUGUGGCAAAAGUUUUUCUCAGAGGAGCAACCUUCGCACUCACCAACGGACUCACAAAGAGGCUCUAUCCCAAAAUGCAGUUUGAUUCAGUAGCUUUGGAAGAGUGAGAAAAGCUAGAAAUAUCUGUGUGGCUAGAUAAAUUAACAAAUUCUCUUUGUAUUUUGAUAUUACUGGAAAGUGAUGUAGCUGACUGAUUUUACUGUGCACUUCUUUUUUGAGGGGGUGGGUAAAUUCUAAGUUUGACAUAGCUUGGACUGUAAGAACUAAUUUUGGUAUUUAUGUGCUGUUUGUAAACCCAGCCAGUUAACAGAUUUAUUAAAAAAAAUUUGGGGACAUCCAGCCCCAGUGACAUAGCUGAGUAUUUACUUUUACAGGUUAUACAUGAGGACACAAACCCCAAAGCAAACCUCUGUGUGUAUGAUGACUGUAGACCCUCUGAUACCCCUUAGCAUUUCCAUUUUCCCAUCCACAUUCCAUUUUCAGGCUCACAGUGAAAUCUGAGCAAAUAGAGCAGCCUAGACUGUGUUAUCAACAGUUGCCAUGACACGAUGACCAUGACAGAAUUGAGUGUUUUCUUUGUAAUGCUGCCGAA
This is a messenger RNA of Epinephelus fuscoguttatus (brown-marbled grouper), 1905 nucleotides long. RefSeq names its product zinc finger and SCAN domain-containing protein 5A. The record is from RefSeq and is a predicted model, not a curated record. Lineage: Eukaryota; Metazoa; Chordata; Actinopteri; Perciformes; Serranidae. The transcript has 2 exons. Bases 196 to 1398 code for a protein of 400 amino acids. Gene Ontology annotation, cellular component: nucleus.